Zalophus californianus (California sea lion) is the source of this 395-nucleotide messenger RNA. Its product is annotated as 40S ribosomal protein S15a-like. Gene Ontology annotation, cellular component: ribosome; cytosolic small ribosomal subunit. Lineage: Eukaryota; Metazoa; Chordata; Mammalia; Carnivora; Otariidae. The transcript has a single exon. The record is from RefSeq and is a predicted model, not a curated record. Gene Ontology annotation, molecular function: structural constituent of ribosome. Gene Ontology annotation, biological process: translation. The coding region runs from base 6 to 395 and encodes 129 amino acids.
CCAUAAUGGUGCACAUGAAUGUCCUGGCAGAUGCUCUCAAGAGCAUUAACAAUGCUGAGAAGAGAGGCAAAUGCCAGGUUCUUAUUAGGCCGUGCUCCAAAGUCAUCGUCCAGUUUCUCACUGUGAUGAUGAAGCAUGGUUACACUGGUGAAUUUGAAAUCACUGAUGAUCACAGAGCAGGGAAAAUUGUGAAUCUCACGGGCAGGUUAAACAAGUGUGGAGUGAUCAGUCCCAGAUUUGACGUACAAUUGAAAGAUCUAGAAAAAUGGCAGAAUAACCUGCUCCCAUCCCGCCAGUUUGGUUUCAUUGUACUGACAACCUCAGCUGGCAUCAUGGACCAUGAAGAAGCAAGACGAAAACACACAGGAGGGAAAAUCCUGGGAUUCUUUUUCUAG